This is a messenger RNA of Magallana angulata, 702 nucleotides long. RefSeq lists its product as uncharacterized. Lineage: Eukaryota; Metazoa; Mollusca; Bivalvia; Ostreida; Ostreidae. The coding region runs from base 1 to 702 and encodes 233 amino acids. The transcript has a single exon. The record is from RefSeq and is a predicted model, not a curated record. Gene Ontology annotation, molecular function: protein binding.
AUGAUACUAUACAACCUACAAGGGGAGCUAGUGAAAUCAAUCCAGACCAAGUCAGGGAACACGCCAUGGGACAUAGAUGUAAGAAGGAGUGAAGAUCUGGUAUAUACUGAUUACAGUAAUAGAACUGUCAACAUAGUGAAAAAUACGAAGAUAAAAGAACUGAUCAAACUACAGGGAUGGAUACCUUUUAAAAUAUGUAGCACCUCCUCUGGGGACCUAUUGAUUGUCAUUGUCAGUAAUGAGGAUAAACAAACAAAAGUUGUGCGUUACUAUGGUUCAACAGAGAAACAAAGUAUUCAAUAUGACGAUAAAGGAAAUCCUUUCUUUUCGUUUGGUAAUUAUAGUAAAUACAUUAGUGAAAACAGGAACCAAGACAUUUGUGUAGCUGACCGGGGAGCCUGUAAGGUAGUGGUGGUCAAUGUGGCAGGACAGUUCCGGUUUAGUUACACUGGCCCUCCUUCUACUACAACAGGUUCAUUCUAUCCAACCGGCAUCACAACAGACAGCCAGGGUCGGAUCCUGACAGCAGACGUUAACAACCACUGUAUCCACAUCAUCGAUCAGGACGGACGGUUCCUCCGCUACAUUGACAACUGUGAUUUACGCAGUCCACAUGGUUUAUCUCUGGACAGCAGAGACAACCUUUUUGUGGUCGAGUUAGAAACAUGUAAGGUGAAGAAAAUCCAAUAUUACAUGUACUGA